Molecule: messenger RNA, 1269 nt
Organism: Desarmillaria tabescens
Lineage: Eukaryota; Fungi; Basidiomycota; Agaricomycetes; Agaricales; Physalacriaceae
Exons: 7
Coding region: 1-1269 (422 amino acids)
Source: RefSeq, a predicted model, not a curated record
AUGACCCUCAAUCAUCCCGGAAACGCCAUCGAGCUGUAUAUCCGCAACCCUGGCGGAACAGAAAACGGUACCGAUACGGAUGGCACGGGACCUGUGGUCGCUAGUCAAAGCGACGACAGCUUGAGCGCAGUACGAGAGCGCAGAGGUUCUGGGCAGGCCAUUGAACUCACUGUUGUGCUCAACGAGCACAGAAAUUCCGAGGACCUUGGGAUAAACGUUGUCAAUGGAAAUGGAAUAUUUACGACAUCUCAGACGUUAUCUAUCACGAUAUUAAUUGCGGCGAUGCUGGUCUUAGCUUACGUAGACACGCAGGAGACCGGCUUCUAUGGCUGCUUGAACCCAAAUUUAGGCCUAGAUACGCGGCAAACGCCGAAAAUCCCAAGUAAUAAUCCGCCUUCAACUUCUCGUCUUAAGUAUGCAUCGCUACGGUAUUUACUUGAACAUUCUCCUCCAUUCCCUAUGGUCAUAUACACGUAUGAUGAAACUGUCUACGCAGUCAGCGUAACCCGAGACGUUGCGCCUAUGGAUAGUACUUCCCAGGUAACAUUGUUCAAGUUUGGGAGAGAGGACUCUCCCGUUGGUUUACCUUCCUUGGGUGCUUCGGAAAGACAUUCCGGACGUGUCACAUUCAUAGACCUUGACAGAGAGGAAGCUGUCACCGAUGCUACUGAGAAAGUCGCACCGUCGUUAAACGCCCACGAGAAUAAUGAGCAUUGCGACACGAGUAUCGGAGAUACGUCUCGAAGAACGUUGUCCAGAGCCUCACGCCCAACUACCAAGAGGAGCCUUGACGAACUGGGCCCGUACUUGUGGGAAUUCGAGAAUUUAUCCGGGGAUCCAGCUGUUGGUUCGAACAUCACUCGAAAUGAAGCGAAGUUCGGAGAUGCAAAAAAGGCAUUUGCCUACUAUUACACUUCCGGAGAACAUCCCCUAGACAUCCCCCCUCAGGAUCGCCUCGAAGGAUCUCUUAAACCUGGAGAUAUUUUCUUGCACCGAGUCACCAACCUCGAUAAAUACCAAAUAUUCUUGUACAGGGAUAAUGAAUGGGUGAUGCGGAAGCCAGGUGAGGACAGUCAUCAUCCAGAGUCGUCUGAUCGCAUCUUGGUUCUUCGUGGAUCCCACGCUUACCCUACAUGGGUUAAGCCUGAGAGCGACCGCUCCUAUCGAGAGAAGCAGGCCCGAGAGGCUGUGCCAGGAUUUGAAAGGGCUAAGAGACACCGCUCGAAUUCGAGGUAUGGGACUGAGUAUUCGCCAAGGAAACUUCGAUAA